This is a messenger RNA of Solanum pennellii, 2956 nucleotides long. Its product is annotated as basic proline-rich protein-like. The record is from RefSeq and is a predicted model, not a curated record. Bases 10 to 2712 code for a protein of 900 amino acids. Lineage: Eukaryota; Viridiplantae; Streptophyta; Magnoliopsida; Solanales; Solanaceae. The transcript has a single exon.
GGUUCCAACAUGGGAACACCAUCAAAGUUGGGGCAAUGGCCCCUUCUUGUUUAUGCUUUUGCCUUUUGCUUGAUAGCUAUUAGUGUAGUAGCUGAUUAUAAGCCUCAUAUUGAUGAUUCACCAUCUUUAUCAUACCGUUAUAGGCCACGGUCGCCUCCACCACCUCCUCCGCGACGUCGUUACUAUUAUAAAUCGCCCCCGCCUCCUCCUCCACGACGUCGCUACUAUUAUAGAUCGCCUCCACCGCCUCCUCCACGACGUCGUUACUAUUAUAAAUCGCCCCCGCCUCCUCCUCCACGACGUCGUUACUAUUAUAGAUCACCUCCACCGCCUCCUCCGCGAUACCGUCAUUAUUAUAAAUCACCUCCACCUCCAUCACUAUCACCACCGUCCCCGCGACGUCGUCACUAUUAUAAAUCACCUCCACCUCCAUCACCAUCACCACUUCCUCCACAUUAUUACAAAUCUCCACUACCGCCUUCUCCACCUCCCCCACCAAAUUAUUACCAUCAUCCACCACCACCUCCAACAUAUAAUUAUGAAUCCCCACCACCACCACCACCGUCUCCAUCUCCACCGCCACCUUAUUACAAUAAUCCUCCACCACCACUUACUCCAUCUCCAUCGCCACCUUAUUACCAUAAUCCACCACCACCAAUCCAUUCUCCUCCACCACCACUUCCAUCUUCAUCGCCGUCACCCCCAUUGAUUACACCUGUCAAUGAACCAUCUCCAUCUCCAUUUCCAUUGCCAUCACCACCACCAUCUCCAUUUCCAUCACCACCAUUGAUUGCACCUAUUGAUGGACCAUCUCCAUUGCCAUCACCACCACUGAUUGAACCUACCGAUGGACCAUCUCCAUCUCCAUCACCAUUGCCAUCACCACCAUUGAUUGAACCUACUGAUGGACCAUCUCCAUUGCCAUCACCACCAUUGAUUGAACCUACCGAUGAACCAUCUCCAUCUCCAUCUCCAUUGUCAUCACCACCAUUUAUUGAACCUACCGAUGGACCAUCUCCAUCUCCAUCUCCAUUGCCAUCAGCACUAUUGAUUUCACCUACCAAUGGACCAUCUCCAUUGCCAUCACCACCAUUGAUUGAACCUACCGAUGGACCAUCUCCAUCUCCAUUGCCAUCACCACCAUUGAUUGAACCUACCGCUGGACCAUCUCCAUCGCCAUCACCACCAUUGAUUGAACCUACGGAUGGACCAUCUCCAUCUUCAUUGCCAUCACCACCAUUGAUUGAACCUACUGCUGUACCAUCUCCAUCGCCAUCACCACCAUCGAUUGAACCUACCGAAGGACCAUCUCCAUUGCCAUCUCCACCAUUGAUUGAACCUACUGAUGGACCAUCUCCAUCUUCAUCUCCAUUGCCAUAUCCACCAUUGAUUGCACCUACGGAUGGACCAUCUCCAUCUCUGUUUCCGUCACCAACAUUGAUUGAACCUACCGAUGGACCAUCUUCAUUCCCAUUGCCAUCACCACCAUUGAUUGAACCUACUGAUGGACCAUCUCCAUUGCCAUCACCACCAUUGAUUGAACCUACCGAUGCACCAUCUCCAUUUUCAUCACCGCCAUUGAUUGCACCUACCGAUGGGCCAUCUCCAUCUCCAUUGCCAUCACCACCAUUAAUUGUACCUAUCGAUGGACCAUCUCCAUCUCCAUUGCCAUCACCACCAUUGAUCGAACCUACCGUUGGACCAUCUCCAUCUCUUUUGCCAUUACCACCACUGAUAGCACCUACUGAUAGACCAUCUCCAUUGUCAUCACCACCAUUGAUUGAGCCUACUGAUGGACCAUCUUCGUUGCCAUCACCACCAUUAAUUGCACCUACUGAUGAACCUUCUCCGUCUCCAUCUCCAUUGCCAUCAUUAAUUGCACCUACCGAUGGACCAUCUCCAUCUCCAUUGCCUUCACCUAUCGAUGGACCAUCUCCACAUCCACCACCUCUAAUAAACUCCCCCCCUCCUCUAUCACCAUCUCCACCUCCACCACCACCACCUCCAGUCAAUUUCCCGCCUCCUCCACCACCUUCUCCAUCUCCACCUCCUCCACCACCUCCCCUAUCGCCAUCUCCACCUCCACCUUCACCAUCUCCACCACCUCCUCCUUCUACAUCUCCACCUCCACCACUUUCUCCAUCUCCACCACCUCCAAUUAAUUCUCCACCUCCUCCAUCACCAUCUCCACCUCCACCACCUCUACCUCCGCUUUGCAAUAAUGUAUCUCCUCCCCCACCAUCUUUAUUCCCUUUCCCAAUACCAUUUCCCUUGUUGCGAACUCCACCUCCACCACCUAAUUGUACUCCUCCACCACCUUUAAUAAACUCACCCUCUCCUCCAUCACCAUCUCUCCCUCCACCACCUUCUCCAUCUCCACCACCUCCAGUUAAGUCUCCACCUCCUCCAUCACCAUCUCCACCUCCACCACCUCCACCUCCACCUUGCAAUAAUAAAUCUCCUCCCCCACCAUCUUUAUUCCCUUUUCCAAUACCAUUUCCCUGGUUGCGAACUCCACCUCCGCCACCUAAUUGUACUCCUCCAUCUCCACCACCUCCAGUUAAGUCCCCUCCUCCUCCUCCAUUUCAAAUAAUUCUUCCUCCAUUUCCACGACUACCUCUACCCCCGAUUCCUCCAUUGCCACGACUACCUCCAUUCCCAAGACUACCUACAUUCCCAAUUUUUCCACUUCCUUUUGGUCGGCUACCCUAGUACUACAACCCACCUCCACUACCAUUGAAAUCUCAUGUUUAUCAGUACACAUCAUCUCCGCCUCCUUCACUACUAAAACACGUUUGACUUUACAAUAAUUGCAUGAUAUUGCAUCUUAUCUCAUUUGAACUGUGUAAUCAAUUGGUGUUUCUCUUUUGAGGGAUUGGCUUAUUGAUACUGUAAUGCUUUUUCAUACGAAUUUAGUGUAUAUUCUAAAUAAAAAGGAUUCGAAUGAAAUUCGGCU